AUGAUCCCUGGAGAGCAGGCCAUGCGUCACAGGAGAAGGCCGUCCAUGUGAGGAUCUGAAGGUCUAGACGCUGCUAACCGACCCUUCGCCCCUCCUCCCCCCCUUCGAGGGCGCACUCCUUCGACGCCACGACGAUAAGGACGGCCGCGACGUAUGUACCAAGUCGGACGCGGACCCGCGUGAGCCCAUCGACGUGGGGUUCUGCGCCCGCGCAGUAGACACGGCAAUUAAGCCCCAGGUGAGGCCAUAACAUGGGCAUAGUCGUCAUGCUGCACAUGCUCUGCCCGGUGCUCUUCGUCGUAGGCAGACAGAGCGACGAGGGCCCAGGCAAGGUCUAGACCCGGCGGCGGCAUGAGCCACACGGGGCUAUCGCUAGAAACCGGCAAAAGACUAGGUGCAGGCCGCCCCUACGUAGAUAGCAAUGCUGCAUGGCCUCGCGGAGUCCUCGUCCUUACCCGCGGUCCCCAUCUUCGUUCUCGCCGUCGUCCCCAAUCCUCGCCGGCUUUACUAGCGAGCCUGUAAUGGAGGUCUGCUCACUUCUCCGAGACGACAAGCUUGUGCGACGGGCAGCCGAUGAUGGACUGCGACAGUUACGAUUCAACCAACUCUCACGCGCCGGCAGAAAGAGGGCUGGGGGAGGAACGGGGGGGGAAGGGAACCUCCCUCGAUCCAAUUAGGCAUCUAGGAUAUACGUAGGUAAGUAGGCACAAUGCACGCCAGAUACGGAGGCUGCUGGAUCUCCAGAGGCAGCCCUGGUUGUCGCGGAACCGGCGCCGCUCUAACGCUUCACCACGCACAUACCGUGAGUGGCCAAAUCUAUGUGGACAUGUUGUAUGUAGGCACACAUGCCGUCCUUUUCUUGUGGCAAGUACACAUACGGACGUGGGGUGUGUAUGCGCAGUACAUAUCGGCUGUGCGGACUUACGGGUUCUGUCGGCACUGUGCCUCAAGAGUGGCAGUAGCAAUAGCAGUAGCCGUCGGAGUAGUGUCGCAAUUAUGCAUCGCUCGUUUGUGCGUGCCGUCGGCUGCAGAUUUCACGCGCUCUCACUCUCUCGCGGCGGGCGGCUCCAUGGCGGGGACGACGUCGAGGACGGGCAGCCAUGGCCAUCGUGGCUUUGCCCAACGUCGGCAACCCAGGGUUGCGACCGAAGACGGCCGGCGCGGCGGCUCUGCGGUGUUUGGAUCCAACCCAGAGGAGGGGAGGGCGUCAGCUGAAGAAAAGCUCGGCAGUGACGUCGCUGUGGUGCACCGAGACGCGAAAGAGCGGAAGCGGUUGAGCCAGCCAUGGUUUCACAGGGCCAGCAGUAGCGGUGGAGGUGUCGGCGAGGUGGGAUGGCUCGACGGUAUUUGCUGGCGCGCCCGACGAAAGGCACAGGAGGGCAGUCAUGGGAACGGAGGAUUGGUGACCUGGACGGCUGGGCGGCUGAGAAGGCGGUAAGUCAAAAGGUUUGUGUUGCGUCGAGCUGUCACGGAUGCAUAUAGGCUGUGAUGCGCGAUGCAGAAUGCGAAAAUACAUGCGGAAGCCGGGCUGUCGGCCUUCUCUGCUCGACAGCGUCUUGCAUCGGGCGUCGCCAGAGGAUACGAGGGGUUUGCAUGGGCGGGUAGGGAUCCAUGGGACGAUUCAUCAUCCCAGAGUGGGCGAGGUGCCACCUCUCGAUGAGGCUCAAACGAGCGAGAGGAGGGGAGGGGAGGGGAAGGGAGACAGAGGACAGCAGCAGCAGCAGCAGCAGCACGAGGAGAGGUGGGAAGAGGUGACAAAAUGCGUCUUGCGUUACUCCCAGGGAGCGAGAGCGCGUCAAGCGUGGACGGUGAUGAGAAUGGCGAUGGUAAAGUGGUG
Durotheca rogersii is the source of this 1837-nucleotide messenger RNA. RefSeq lists its product as uncharacterized. The transcript has a single exon. The record is from RefSeq and is a predicted model, not a curated record. The coding region runs from base 710 to 1438 and encodes 242 amino acids. Lineage: Eukaryota; Fungi; Ascomycota; Sordariomycetes; Xylariales; Xylariaceae.